Molecule: messenger RNA, 2783 nt
Organism: Parasteatoda tepidariorum (common house spider)
Lineage: Eukaryota; Metazoa; Arthropoda; Arachnida; Araneae; Theridiidae
Source: RefSeq, a predicted model, not a curated record
UUCGUGCUUGGGAGCAUCCAAUACGCGUACAAAUGGGGUUGCUGAGAUUCAAUUCACCUCACAUUUUUCAUCUCAAAAUUCUUUUCAUGCAUCAGUCUAUGUGAUUAACAAAAUUGUAGGUAUGAUUCCACAUCACGACUUAGAUUCCUCAAUGCGCGAAUUAUUUGGUGAUAUUUCUCUGGCUGAUCCAGCAUUUUACAAGAGUGCUCCGAUUGAUGUACUCCUUGGUGUUGACCUUACUUUGCCAUUGCUAAAGGGUCAAACAUUAUCGUUAGGGAAGGAUAAGCCAUUUGCCAUUCGUUCAGAACUGGGUUGGAUAAUUGGUGGUAAGGCAAAUUCUGGUGGUCAAAAUUCUCUACAUGUCAAUCAUAUUCAGUUACAAUCGGAUCUUCUAAUCAAUAAAUUCUGGGAAUUAGAUUCUGUACAAUGCGUCAAACCCUUAACUUCUUUAGAAGAGGCUUGUGAAGAUCAUUUCGUAAAGACACAUUCAAGGGAUGAGAAUGGUAGAUACACAGUAAGGCUGCCUUUUCACACUUCUCCCACGCGGUUAGGUAAUUCAAAACAAAAUGCAAUUCGUAGGCUAAUCAGCGUGGAACGUCAUCUCAUUUCUAAUCCUGAGAAAUACAACCUCUAUCGAAAAUUUAUGAAGGAAUACCUUGAUUUAAAUCACACGGAACUGGUUCCGGACUAUGACAUUAAUAAAAUCAGAAGUUUAUACCUUCCUCACCAUGGAGUUGUCAGAGACACUAGCUGCACAACAAAGCUUCGUGUAGUUUUUGAUGCUUCCUGUAAAACUUCAUCCGGACUCUCUCUCAACGAUCUGCUCCUGGUUGGUCCAAGAGUGCAACCAGAACUUUUCCCUAUUCUCAUCCAGUUUCGACUUUUCAUUGUGGCCAUUUGCGCUGAUGUUGAAAAGAUGUUCCGCCAGAUUAAAGUUCACGAGGAAGACGUAGACUGGCAAAGAAUUCUUUGGAGAGAUUCUCCAACCGAACAAAUAAAGGAAUAUCGUCUAAUUACCGUUACGUAUGGUACGUCCUCAGCACCAUUCCUCUCCACGAGAACCUUACGACAGCUUGCCAUAGACGAACAAGAAAAUUAUCCAAACGCUUCAAGAGCCACCCUUCGUCAUUUUUACGUUGAUGAUUUGCUGAGCGGUAGUGCAACAAAGGAGGGAGCCAUUCAACUGGUGUCCGAACUACAGGAGAUGAUGAAGAGAGGAGGAUUUUCUCUACGAAAAUGGGUGUCAAAUGAUCCUGACGUACUAGCAACCAUUUCGGAAGAGUUAAAGACUGUUGAUUCCAAACACAUGAUCAACGACGACCAACUGGUCAAAAUUCUGGGAAUAGCUUGGCUUCCAGAUGUUGACACGUUCACCUUUACCAUCACCGUCAAUGAGAGCGACGUAUGGACUAAACGCAAGGUACUUUCCGAAGUCGCCAAAAUCUUUGACCCCUUGGGCUGGUUUGCACCUACAGUUAUCACUUCCAAAAUCUUCCUCCAAGAGCUUUGGAGUCAUCAUCUAGGCUGGGAUGAGGAGCUACCAGACUCUCUGGCAAGUCAAUGGAGAGUAUUCCAGAAACAGCUUCCUCUACUUACAAAUAUCAAGAUUCCACGCUAUAUCCUCAUUCCACAGGCUACCGACGUACAAGUACACGGAUUCUGUGAUUCUUCAGAAAAGGCCUACUGUGCUGCUAUAUACAUUCGUUCCAAAGAUACAAACCAAGCCGUGACAUCUAGACUGCUAACUUCCAAGACACGUGUCUCUCCAGUAAAACCACAGUCUCUACCUCGACUGGAACUCUGUUCUGCCUUACUUCUGGCCAAUUUGUUACAAGCUACCUUGCCAACACUAACUGUGCCAAUCUCUGAGACAUUUGCAUGGUCUGAUUCCAAGAUCACACUGGCAUGGUUGAAGUCCGAACCAAGAAGAUGGCAACCGUUCGUAGCUAAUCGAGUAGCACGAAUUCAAGAGCUGACUCCUAACGUGCACUGGAACUUUGUGAGCGGUUUGGAGAAUCCAGCUGAUUGUGGAACGAGAGGGAUACCACCAACUAAACUAGAAAAGUGCGACUUGUGGUUCAACGGACCUGAUUGGUUAAAUAGUUCUACUUUUCCUAAUGGAAGGUUUGAAGAUGAUCCACAAUUAAAAGAAAACAUAACUGCCGAAGCCAAAACAACCAAGCUGAUCAUGUUGAAUGUAGUUGAUGCUACUUUCAAGGCAGAGUUUUUUCAAAAAUUUUCGUCUUGGAACAAGCUGAAAGGAGCAGUUGCCUGUUGUAUAAGAUUCAUGAAGAACUGUUCUGUUGCUGCAGAUAAAACAAAACAAAUCCUUCUUAACAACGGCAGAAUUGAAUGAAGCCGAGAAGAGAAUUGUCAAAUUCAUCCAACAAGAUCAUUUUCCGACGGAAGUAUCCUAUAUUUCAACAGGCAAGCAACUUCCUUCGAAUAACAAGCUUAUUCCCUUGACUCCAUUCUUCGAUGAUUCCGGAAUAAUUCGUGUCGGUGGUAGACUGAAAAAUUCAUUGCUUCCAGAAUCAAAGAAGCAUCCCAUCCUGCUUCCUAAAACCGACCAUAUUGUGAACUUACUUAUCACGGAUUAUCACUUGAAACUUCUUCAUGCCGGUCCGCAACUUCUCCAAGCAGCUCUCAGAGAGAAGUUUUGGAUUCUUUCAGCCAGAGAUGCAGUUAGGAGAGUGGUGAUAAAAUGUAUCCCAUGCUUCAGAAAUCGUCCAAGGCUCGCCGAGCAAAUCAUGGGAGAUCUUCCAGAGUCCAGAGUUUGUCCC